Messenger RNA from Ilyonectria robusta, 1554 nucleotides. RefSeq names its product MFS sugar transporter-like protein. Lineage: Eukaryota; Fungi; Ascomycota; Sordariomycetes; Hypocreales; Nectriaceae. The record is from RefSeq and is a predicted model, not a curated record. The transcript has 7 exons. Gene Ontology annotation, molecular function: carbohydrate:proton symporter activity. Bases 1 to 1554 code for a protein of 517 amino acids. Gene Ontology annotation, biological process: transmembrane transport; carbohydrate transport. Gene Ontology annotation, cellular component: membrane.
AUGCCGCCUGCAAACGACAGUUCCGUUUCUGCCGGGCGAUUGGUGCCUGAACGAUCAUCCAGACUCAUUCUCCUUGUCUUCCUCGUCGUCACGGCCAACUCACUGACCUUAGGUUACGAUGGAAACAUGAUGAAUGGACUACUGAUCCUCCCUUCAUUUGCCGACUACUUGCAUUUGAACACUGGUUCUGAGGCUGCAAGCUCCGCAAUCAUGUGGGUUGGUGCCGCAGUCAUCGCCCCAUUCGGGGGCCCUUACUUGGAUAAAUUCGGCCGCAAGAACGGUCUACUUGCCGCAACUGUCAUUACAACCGCCGGGGUUAUUCUGCAGUCCGCAGCUGUGAAUGCUGCCAUGUUCAUGAUCGGACGUUUCAUCCUGGGAACGGGUAUUGGACUCAACUCCAUGGCCUGUCCGAUUUACGCCGCCGAAAUCGCGCCAACCAAAUUUCGAGCCCUCAUGCUAGGCUUUUAUUACAACCUGUUCUUUCUCGGCGGUCUUAUUGCGGCAUUGGUCACCUAUCGAUCAGCCCAGAUCGAAAAUACCUGGUCCUGGAGGUUGCCUUCUAUCGCUCAAAUUGUCCCUAGCAUUUUCUGCGUCGUCGUUUUGCCUUUCGUUCCCGAGAGUCCUCGAUGGCUCAUCUCUCAAGGCAAGAACGAGCUGGCAAUUAAGAUAUUGGCCAUGGCCACUUCCAACGGUGAUACGGCCGACAACCAAGUACUCACAACAUACAGUCAAAUCCUCGAGACUAUCGAACACCAGAAAGCAAACCCAGCUUCACAGAGUUGGCUUGCAGCGGUGAAAACUCAAUCAAACCGGAGAAGAAUCUCACUGGCCCUCUCUGUCGCUAUUAUCGUCAAUUUGAGUGGAAGCAUUAUAGCAGCGUACUGGCUGGGAGCAAUGCUUAGUCAAGCUGGCGUGACAGACACAGUCAGCCAACUGCAGAUCAAUAUUGCUCUCAACGUAUGGUGUCUAGUCUGUGCAUGUACAGGCACCUAUUUCGCGGACAGCAUUGGCCGGAGACGUCUUGCAAUUGGCAGCUUAUCGUGGUCUAUCGUUCUCCUAUAUUUAGUAGGAGGAUUGACGAAAUUGUAUGGUUCAUCCAGCAACAAAUCCGCCGUGUAUGGCACUGUUGCAUGCAUCUUCUUGUUUCAAGGUGGCUUCAGCCUUGGAUGGGCUACAUUGAUUGUUAUGUAUCCGCCCGAGGUAUUGAGUUUCUCACUCCGUGCAAAUGGCAUGGCUAUGUACACAUUUUUGUCUAACGCGGCAGGGGUUUUUGCUAUUUUUGUCAUGCCCAUUUCUCUGGAACAUAUCGGCUGGAAGACAUAUAUCAUCAAUGCCUCAUUUGAUAUCUUGGAGCUUGCUUUUAUAUACUUCUUCUGGGUGGAGACAAGUAAGCGAUCACUGGAGGAAAUUGAAGAACUCUUUGACGAGAAAAUGGGACUCAGCAUUGAGAAUGUUAUGGAAGGCGACAAUAUUGAGGGCAGGAAGACCUCCUUGGUGGAUGUUUCUGUGCUGCCUAGCGAUAAAAUCAAUGGGGAAAAAGCAACCUGUACUUGA